AUGAUUGCUGUACAGGAGAGGCAGAGAUACCUUUCCACUGAACAAGAUCUUGCCUUGCAGGGGUUCAGCGUGCUGGACUUGCAGAGGGACGCGCAAAGCCUUGAGGAUUGUCAGAAGGAUGCUGGAUCGCUGCGUCGACGAUUGAAGGCCGCUCCGGAAGAACUCCUGGAUUGCUUCCUUGGAAAGCGGGGGUCCGCCCGUUUCUGUGAAAUCCCAUUUGAUGAGCCAUCAAGCCGGCGCAUGCGUUGCGAGAACUUGCGCGACCUAAGCGCCUCAGUUCAUGAAGCCGUGGGCUCCCUGAAGCUCAUGGGUGCCUCCAGCCUCUUGGGCUGUCUUCUACAUGAAACAGGCACCUGGGACAGCCGAUCUGCGCCGCCUCUGCAAGAGCGUGAUGUUGAGCGAUGGCUUCCUCGCCUGCUAGCUGGGCAGCUAACAGCUAUUGUUGCUCUUGGCACUGCAGUCGCAGACGUCGAACUCCAUUGUAUGGGCGCAGAGGUUGCGGUAGUUGAAGUUGCAGACGAGUCAGAAGAGGCCCCUGAUGCUGCGGAGGCUGCUGACGUAUCAGAGGAAGAAGAAGAAGAUGAGGAGAAGAAGCCGCGCACGAAACUAGUCAGCCGAGGGUUUCCUGCGCGGCCACAUCACAUAAGACUUCCUGCCGGCAGACUGUUGCUUGUACGACCUGAUGUUGUCUGGCAGCUUGUGGCCGGGGAUGCAGGCGACUUCACGGUAAGCUGGAUGUUUGGUGGCAAGCCAGAAGUGGACUGGGCUGUCCUAAGCAAGCCUCGCCAGCCUGACGCAAGCGCACCAGGCCUUCUCCGGCUACAGAGCUGGCUCAGCAAACGCCUGGAACAGCGCAGGGCCUGUUUAGAGGUUGAUAGUCGGAUCACGGAAUGGCGAGUCAUGGUCCCGUAUGUGUACAAACUUAAAGCUCCAAAAACUCCAACCUUCGGAGCGGACCGUGUCGAGGUCUUUUCCAAGGGUGACAUCGUUUUAGGCGCUACGGAGACCGUUGACAACAACCUCUGGCUCGAAACGCUGACAGGCCAACCAGAUGUGCACGGACAGAAGAUCAAGGGCUAUAUCGCCAUGGAGGUGGAUGGCGCAUUGGAGCAAGCCAUCCAACCAGUUAGAGACUUCUUGCCUGCUUGGCAGACCAUCAGCGCCCACAUGUCGUCCAGCACAUGCCAUCAGACCGUCAUCCGAGGUGCAUCCAGCAAGUUUGCUACCACUCAUGAUGUUCGACUCUUUUGGCCCCCGCAUAUGGCCGGAGCCGAUUUUUGCAUCGAGGUUCCGCUAGGUAGAUGGGAUCACACGCCCUACUUCUUUGAGGAUGACGAUGAUGAGCGCUCACAGGACUCCAGAGUUUUCUGCAAGCAUGGUGCGUUUAUGGACGGUGCGGAACUGUUUGACAACAAGCGUUUCCAGAUCUCUCCUGCGGAAGUCAUAUCCAUGGACCCGCAGCAGCGCAUGGCUCUAGAGUGUGCAGAGGAGGCUUUCUUCCACAGUGGUCUAAAUCGCGAAGCCCUGGUAAGGUCUGUUUCCGGAGUGUAUGUCGGUGCAGGUAUGCAUGAGUGGACUGUCACUCCAAACUGUGCUCGAGAUGCUUCGGCUGACAUGUACGGAUGCACAGGUGGAAGCACGGCAAUCCAUUCAAAUCGUAUUUCAUUCAACCUGGGUCUCAUGGGACCCUCCAUCACUGUGAUUUGCGAGGGUGCCUCCUCGCUCGUGACACUGGAGCGGGGUUUCGUGUCUCUGGAUCCGCAGAAGUCCGACAAUGUCCGAGCGCUGUCAAUGGGAGUUUCCACUAUGCUUGUUCCGGCGACGUGGAUAAUUCUCUCUCAGGCUGGAAUUAUGUGGAAUGGGUCAGUCCAUGGGCGUUGUAUGGCAUUUGCUGCCGAGGCCUCGGGCUACGUUCGUGGAGAGGGCUGUGGAUGCGUGGUACAAUCAGUCCUCCGCGACGAAGAGUCUGAACCCAAUUUAGGUAUGCUGCGGAGUGCACGUUCCACGCAGCAAGCAGCGAUUGCAGGACGGGCUGGGCUGCAUGCUCCCAAUGGCCCCGCAGAAAAGGCGCUUGUGUCAGAGGCCGUGUCUAUGGCGAAGCUGGAAGCAGUCUCCGUGGAUGCUGUGGACUGCAACGCAGAAGGUCGACUGCUGAGUGAUGCCAUAGAGCUGGCUGCCAUCUCCACCAUCCUCUGUCCAGAAGGCCAGGACGAGUCGCGGGUCCGUCCACUCCCAUUGAUAGCUUGCAAGUCCAACCAGGCUCACUGCCUCGAGGCUGCUGGCGUGUGCGCGCUUCUUCGUAUACUCUUUAGCACGCGCACGUGCUGCCAUGCUGCGCCCCUCCAGCAUCUCUACAGCUUGAACCCGAUGAUUGGAUCAUCACUUGAUUUUGAUGCCUUUGGAUGCCAGUUGCCAACCGAACUGGUGAGGUCUCGAAGUCGAGACGCCAUUGUUGGCGUGAAGGGUCACAGCAUCGUCGGAACGAUGGGCAUGCUACUAGUUUCAAUUUCGAAGCAGCAGAGACCAGACACACAGGAGAGUUCCACAAUGAAAUCCUUGUCUUUUUGGCCGGCCGGGGCCGUGUCUUUGCCAGCUCAUGCUUUGCCACAGAAGGGAUAUGAAGUCAUAGGCUCCUGGAACGACUGGACAGCCUCAGUUCCGAUGAUGAGACGCAACGAGUCUGGCCGCGAACAUGUAUGGACAGCAGAUUUGCCUCUCGCUUCUGGUGGCUUAGUCUUAGUCACCUUUCAAAUCCUUCUAGAUGGAGAUCCAGAGAAAAUUCUCCACCCCGGUUGUGUGGCUGCAGGGCCAAACACGCGGGUGUUGGGACCACAUCCCUCUGAGCAGCUGGCCCGUUCCAUAUCGUGGUGUGCUGCUUUAAGUCCUGAGGCUUUGCAAGGGGACACCUGCCGGAUUGAGCUUUUCAUUUCAGGUUCCUGGCGUGCGGUGUCCUGGUUAGCGUGUGCAAAUGUUGGAACUCUCUGUUGCAUGGUCAUGGUGUGCAAGGUUGUCGAGGUGGAAAUUAUUGAUGACGAUGACUAUGAAGAGGAUCAGGAGUUCUAUAUGGAGAUUUGCUCUGCGGUAGCCACUGGAAAUGUAGAAGCUUCCAUUGGGGAGAAGAAGGAAGCAACUGUAGUGAUUGUGGAUGAUGACCUUCCUGGUAUUCUGGGGUUUGUCAACGAGGAGAUCAAAGUGGAGGAAAGUCCACAGAAGCAGCAGGUGGAGAUCAAAAUCCGAAGGAAGAUGGGCGCUUCAGGAACGAUUUCCUGCAAGUACAGAACUGAAGAUGCAUCAGCCAAAGCAGGACCCGACUACACCAAGUUGGAGGGCGAACUGGAACUGCAAGCAGGACAAAUGGAAGCAUCUCUGUAUGUUGAUAUCAUGCCAAAGGGCCGCUAUGAGAACACGGAGAAGUUCCGGGUGAUCCUGGAAGAGCCGUCUGGAGGAGUUCGAUUCGACGUCAGUACGGAUGGUGGUAGCGAGUCGUGCGUUUGCACUGUGUGGAUCCUUGCAGAUGUCUCCCACAAGCCCUUCAUGGACAAGGUUGUCACAAAACUUGCGCCGAAUUGGGACGAAGUGGCUCUGGGCAAUGCGGCGUGGUUGGACCAGUUCUUUGAAGCGCUUUACUGUGGGGGUGACAAGGAGGAACAAAGCAAGUCAUCUUGGUUCGAGUUUGUGCUUCACUUGUUGUCUUUGCCUUGGAAAAUAAUUUUUGCCCUGGUGCCACCGACCGAGUACUGCGGUGGAUGGCUUUGUUUCUUCAUUGCUUUGGUCAUGAUUGGUUGCGUCACAAUUGUCAUUGGCGAUUUGGCGUCGCUCCUGGGCUGUUCCAUGAACAUCAAUGACUUGCAGACAGCAAUUACGCUCGUGGCCAUGGGCACUUCUCUGCCGGACACUUUUGCCUCCAGAACGGCCGCCAGACAGGAUGAAUAUGCUGAUGCGAGCAUCGGAAAUGUUACAGGAAGCAACUCCGUGAACGUUUUCCUUGGCAUUGGCUUGCCGUGGAUGAUUGGAGCCAUCUACUGGAACAUGCAGGGGCCCACUGCAGAGUGGCAAGCCAAAUAUCCAGGGCUAGUGAAUACGUAUCCCGAUGGUGGAUUCUUC
Molecule: messenger RNA, 4104 nt
Organism: Symbiodinium pilosum
Lineage: Eukaryota; Dinophyceae; Suessiales; Symbiodiniaceae
Source: the annotation of a GenBank genome assembly